Molecule: messenger RNA, 1069 nt
Organism: Piliocolobus tephrosceles (Ugandan red Colobus)
Lineage: Eukaryota; Metazoa; Chordata; Mammalia; Primates; Cercopithecidae
Gene: TMEM215
Product: transmembrane protein 215
Exons: 2
Coding region: 362-1069 (235 amino acids)
Source: RefSeq, a predicted model, not a curated record
GAUGUAACAAGGCCAGGCUCACGCCGUGUCCCCUCUUUCCCAGACUCAGUGCUCCCUCCUCCUGCGCCCCGCGCUCUGCUCGCUGAGCUGGCGCCGGGCUCCGCUUGCACAGCACAGGGACCGACGGGCACUGCGGGGAGAACUGCUCUCCCAUGUUCCACCUCCCCAAUGCAGAGUCCGUGGGGGAAACCAGGCUUUCCUCCCAGAACCAGGGGAGCGAGCCGAGGGGGCAGCUGCUGUGGAGGCUUCUGAGGAGACAGCUGGCUUCUUUCCCUACUUCCUGGAGAGGGCAGGAAACCUCAGAAUAGAGGAACACUGCUACCUGGUCAGCAAGCAGCCCCCAACCUGGAUGGAGUGAAAGAUGCGGCCUGAUGACAUCAACCCGAGGACUGGGCUGGUGGUGGCCCUGGUCAGUGUCUUCCUGGUCUUCGGUUUCAUGUUCACCGUCUCUGGGAUGAAAGGGGAGACUUUGGGAAACAUACCCCUCCUGGCCAUCGGGCCAGCCAUCUGCCUACCAGGCAUCGCGGCCAUUGCCCUGGCCAGGAAAACCGAGGGAUGCACCAAGUGGCCGGAGAACGAGCUGCUAUGGGUCCGCAAAUUGCCCUGCUUCCGGAAACCCAAAGACAAGGAGGUGGUGGAGCUGCUGAGGACCCCUUCAGACCUGGAGUCCGGCAAGGGGAGCUCAGAUGAGCUGGCUAAGAAGGCAGGCCUCAGGGGGAAGCCUCCGAGACAAGGCCAGGGUGAGGUAUCCAUGGCCAGCUCCAUCACCACCCCCACACCCACGGAGGAAGGAGAAUGCCAGAGCCUGGUCCAGAGUGGGCAUCAGGAGGAGACGUCCAGAUACCUGGACGGCUACUGCCCCUCGGGCAGUUCCCUCACCUACAGUGCCUUGGACAUCAAGUGCUCAGCAAGGGACAGACCUGAGUGCCCUGAGCCCGAGGACAGCAUCUUCUUUGUGCCCCAGGACAGUAUCAUCGUUUGCUCCUACAAGCAGAACAGCCCCUAUGACAGAUACUGUUGUUAUAUCAAUCAUAUACAAGGCAGGUGGGACCACGAGACCAUCGUCUAA